GGGGGAGCGAGAAAGGGGGGUGUGGAACGUAUUUCCGCUCUGGCGGACAAAUAAUACCGGCCAAAGGGGAGGCCAGGCCAUCCGGCCCUUUAACCGCGUGGGGGGGGGCUGGUGAAGAAAGGGGGGUCUGGAAGGGGCGAAUCCUGCUCCUUUAAUUCCCUCCCCUCUUCCUCCUCCCCGAGUUCUCGCCGACGCCGAGGCGCGCGGGGCCUGGAACACACUGCACGAGCCGCCCCCGCCCCUCCCUCCUUACGCCCACGCGGAGCUGGCCCCGCGCGCGCGCCUCGUGCACCCCCGCGCCUGCGCGCUGCCCAGGCUCUGCCCGUGUUUGGGGGCGCUGCCGACCCUGGGGGGGUGGGGGAGAUAGGGGGGGAAAAAACAGCGCGCGGAACCGGGCCAGGGUUGCCCACCCCCGCCACAAUGGCCUCUGGGGUGGAAGUCCUGCGCUUCCAGCUGCCGGGCCACGAGGCCGCUACCCUGCGGAACAUGAACCAGCUCCGCGCAGAGGAGCGGUUUUGCGACGUGACCAUUGUGGCCGACAGCCUCAAGUUUCGUGGCCACAAGGUCAUCCUGGCCGCCUGCUCGCCUUUCCUGCGGGACCAGUUCCUACUGAACCCCAGUUCUGAGCUGCAGGUCUCACUGAUGCACAGUGCACGUAUCGUGGCCGACCUGCUCCUGUCCUGCUACACGGGCGCUCUGGAAUUCGCCGUCAGGGACAUCGUCAACUACCUGACGGCUGCCUCUUACCUGCAGAUGGAGCACGUGGUGGAGAAAUGCAGGAACGCCCUCAGCCAGUUCAUUGAGCCCAAAAUAGGCCUCAAAGAGGAUGGGGUCAGCGAUGCCAGCCUUGUGAGCAGUGUCAGUGCCACCAAAUCCCUGCUCCCUCCUGCUAGGACCCCAAAGCCAGCCCCCAAGCCCCCACCCCCACCCCCUUUGCCCCCUCCACUCCUACGGCCUGUGAAACUGGAGUUCCCUCUGGAUGAGGAUCUGGAGCUGAAGGCUGAGGAAGAAGAUGAGGACGAGGACGAGGACGUGUCUGACAUCUGCAUCGUCAAAGUGGAGUCGGCCUUGGAGGUGGCACACCGGCUCAAACCUCCCGGAGGUUUGGGAGGAGGCUUGAGCAUCGGAGGCUCGGUGGGCAGCCACCUUGGGGAGCUGGCCCAGAGCAGCGUGCCCCCCAGCACUGUGGCCCCACCACAGGGUGUAGUGAAAGCCUGCUAUAGCCUGUCCGAGGACGCAGAAGGGGAGGGUUUGCUGUUGAUCCCUGGAGGCAGAGCCAGCGUGGGGGCCACCUCGGGCCUGGUGGAGGCAGCAGCGGUGGCCAUGGCUGCCCGGGGGGCGGGGGGCAGCCUGGGGGCAGGGAGCAGCCGGGGACCCCUGCCCGGGGGCUUUUCCAGUGGAAACCCCCUAAAGAACAUCAAGUGCACCAAGUGCCCGGAAGUGUUCCAGGGCGUGGAGAAGCUGGUCUUCCACAUGCGGGCGCAGCACUUCAUCUUCAUGUGCCCACGCUGCGGCAAGCAGUUCAACCACAGCAGCAACCUCAACCGCCACAUGAACGUGCACCGCGGCGUCAAGUCGCACUCGUGUGGCAUCUGCGGCAAGUGCUUCACACAGAAGUCCACGCUGCACGACCACCUCAACCUACACUCUGGAGCGAGGCCCUAUCGCUGCUCGUACUGCGACGUGCGCUUCGCUCACAAGCCUGCCAUUAGGCGGCACCUCAAGGAGCAGCAUGGCAAGACAACGGCAGAGAACGUGUUGGAGGCCAGUGUGGCAGAGAUCAACGUCCUCAUCCGCUAGUGGGGCAGGCUCGGGGGCCAGGAGGCGGGGGUCCCUGGGCUGAAGGGAGCUCCCCGGCCCAGGAGAAUAGGUAGGGGGGUGGGAGGGUCGGGAACAGGCAGGUACGGUGGGGAACCUGAGCGGAUAUAUCCUGAGGGAGGGGCUGAAGAUUCCUUGGAGAGAGGACCCCUGCCUUUUCAGAAAAAAAAAGAAUGGAGAGGGAGAGGGUUCUUUGAGAAGACCAAGAGAAUAUGGGCUCCCAGAGAAAGAUUUUCUUCUCUUAGACAUGCAUGGAUAUGUGGAGGGAGGGAAAGGGUCUUAUGGAAUGAGGAAGAAAAAAAAAAGACAAAAAUGCUUUAUUCCUGGUUAAGGCUGCCCAGGGAGAGGUUCUGAUAUAUCUUGAGAUGGGGGGUGGGGGGGUGGGAAUUGGGAGGGAAUUUGGCAGGAGGCAGUUUAUGUACUCCUGCAUAGAAUAGAUCCUUGGGAGAGGGAGUGGUAGGGGGAAAGGAUUAUUGAAUUCCAGAAAAGGAAGUAGGGAGACAGUUCUUGCAUGCUGGGGGAAUGGGAUUAUGGGUAAAGACUCACCAAAACUAGGGAGAACCAUGUCAGGUGCCAGGUAAGAGAACAUGGGGAUAAGGGUCCUGGGUAGAUAUGAAGUGGGGGACAAUAGCAAGAAGGAUGAACAGUGGUGGGGGUGGGGGGUAGGGCACUUAGAUGAAAGGAUACAUGGAGGUCUGUUUGGGGAGGGAGGGAGAGGAGUAGAGACUUAUACAGUAUUUUUUAAGAAAACAAAACGUAUUUUUUAGGAUUUUUUCUGGAGUUUGGGGUUUUAGUUUUUCUGCUUUUGUUUUCCACAAAAUAAAAAAUAAUAAAAAAAAAACACUUUAUUUUUUCUUUAUACUCUGUCUGGCAACUGCAUGUGUAUGACUAUCCCACCCUAGACAGCUUCUCUCUCAUGCCAUUUGCUCUACACUCCGCACAACUCCUGUAGGCCUCAUGUGUGAAGGAGACUUGAGAAGAGAAGGGGAUUGUGUAAGUGGGCUUCUCUGGCUGGGGACCCUCCAAAUUCUACAACCUCAGCACCUGGCAGAUAUCCCACACUUAUGUUUCAUAAUUAGCAGUGGUGAUAACACACUAUCUCCCCCUCUAUUGGAAGAGUUUCGUAUCUGCGCUAUGGAAGAGCUAUAUGUGUGAUCAUUGUGUCCGCCAAAACU
Panthera uncia (snow leopard) is the source of this 2993-nucleotide messenger RNA. RefSeq names its product zinc finger and BTB domain containing 12 (gene ZBTB12). Bases 421 to 1800 code for a protein of 459 amino acids. Lineage: Eukaryota; Metazoa; Chordata; Mammalia; Carnivora; Felidae. Gene Ontology annotation, molecular function: DNA-binding transcription factor activity, RNA polymerase II-specific; protein binding; RNA polymerase II cis-regulatory region sequence-specific DNA binding. Gene Ontology annotation, biological process: regulation of transcription by RNA polymerase II. The transcript is spliced from 2 exons. The record is from RefSeq and is a predicted model, not a curated record.